Zootermopsis nevadensis is the source of this 2356-nucleotide messenger RNA. RefSeq names its product Dorsocross1 (gene Doc1). Gene Ontology annotation, cellular component: chromatin; nucleus. The record is from RefSeq and is a predicted model, not a curated record. Gene Ontology annotation, molecular function: RNA polymerase II cis-regulatory region sequence-specific DNA binding; DNA-binding transcription factor activity, RNA polymerase II-specific. Gene Ontology annotation, biological process: regulation of transcription by RNA polymerase II; positive regulation of DNA-templated transcription; cell fate specification. Lineage: Eukaryota; Metazoa; Arthropoda; Insecta; Blattodea; Termopsidae.
GGUGAAGAAUUAGUCACAAGUCGGAGCUGACCAAUCAGGUGGUUGAAAAUAUUGUCACGUGGUCGUUAUGCUUUUCGCCGUCAGGAUUUGCCCCGCGUCCCUCAUUCGUGUGACCUGUCGACUCGUUCAAAGGGGUUUGCUUUGGUUUGGCGACAGCGACCCUCAGUCCUCUUCAGUCAAGCGGACAGCGGCAAUGGCGAACGUGGCAGGUUGCAGUUCCUACGACGCGGGUCACGCGGACGCAGAAGGGCACUGGGAAUUGGAGCGAGCGGAAGAACUGAAGGGGGUCAAGAUGGCGUUGCUGGAAGCUGACCUUUGGCGCAAAUUCCACGGCGUCGACACAGAAAUGAUUAUCACCAAGUCUGGAAGGAACAUGUUCCCGGUGCUGGCGGUGGAGGUGAGCGGUCUGGAGCCCGACGCGCUCUACGUCGUCCUCAUGGAAAUGUGUCUGUCGUCGGACCGCCGCUACAAGUUCGUGGGUGCGGAGUGGAAGGCCAUGGGCAGGUCGGAGCCGCAGAUGGCAGUCAAGAUGCGAUGCUUCAUCCACCAGGACUCGCCAGCGACCGGCACCCACUGGAUGCGAGACCCCAUCAAGAUGAAGGCGGCGAAGCUGACGAACAACCCGGUGAACAACAACGGACACGUGGUCCUAACGUCUAUGCAUAAGUAUAUUCCUCACAUUCAUGUGGUGAAGACAUCGGACUACGGCGCCCUUUCGCGGAGUCCCAAAGCUACGUUCCUGUUUCCAGAGACAGAGUUCAUCGCCGUCACAGCUUAUCAGAAUGAGCGAGUUACGAUUUUAAAAAUCGAUAACAACCCAUUUGCAAAAGGAUUCAGAGAAAAUGGUCUCUCCUAUGUGAAGCGGAAACAGAAUGAAGCUGCUUCAAACAGAAAGCGUCACUACCCCGAGCGAAGUCCCUCGUCAUCACUGGACAAUGCUCAGUCGCGCUCCCCGCUACUUGCAGAGGAUUUCAAUAAUAACAGUCAGAACACACUGCGUGUUCCAUCUGUCAUCCAAGAUCAGAAUGAGUGUAAUCCUGUGGAUCUGCAGCGUGAAGCUAUUUCGGCUGCUGUCGCCAUGGCUUCCCCUUACAACGCGAUAUGUCAGCGCCCUUACUACCCUUUCCCGGAACGGGUUUGUAUGUUUCCCUGCAUGUUGCCGUCAUCGCUCCAGACUCCGCCGCCGCUACCUCCACACCCAUCCUCUCUUUACUCCUCGCUUUUCAUACCCAUUCCAUAUAACUUCAACUCUGCAUUUCACCAUCAGCUUUACUCCUCCACGCAGCCCUGCAUCACAGAACUGAAUCAGCCGUAUGACUAUUCUUUACGAGAAAAAUCCAACUAAACACCUGGCCUACUAAUGAAGUACCCUUAAUGCAGUUUCAGUGCAGCAAGUCCGAGCAUAUUGUCAUUUUAUUUAUUUUUUGUGAUUUAUUUUCAAACUUGUCAUGUACUGAAUGAACAUUACUCUGACAGUUGUCGUAGUUACGUGGAGGGAAUGCAGAAGAUUUCCGCCCGCUUCUGGCAUAGAUACAGAAUUUCGUAUCUAACGAAGGCAUGGGACAGUUUUGGUGCUGUGUUACUGCUAGGGCUACAAGUUAAUUAUUUUCAGGUAGUAAAUUAAUUGGAAAAUAAAUAUUUGUUUUGUCACAGUAGUAAUUACGUUUUGUUGCAUAAGUUAUACACACAUAAUAUGUGUACCAAAGAAAUAACACUAUAUGUUGAAUCUCAUUGAUAUGUGAACAAACUUUUUUUUUAAACCGCAGAUUGCAGGUUGUCUCAUAUUUUCUGAAGUUCAUUGCACGCCAGGCAUAGGAGUACAAUGACUGGCUUAUAACGUGCACUUCUUCAGGCACUUUUAUUCCAAGAUACAGGUAAAGACCAAUUGAAAGUUGCCUAUCCGAGGACAAGCCUUAAGUUAAAGUAUAGAACAUAACAGAAAACAGAGCCAUCGAAUGUUUAUAUAGUAAUAUUUGAAUGGAAAUGUUACUUUCUUAAGCUAAUGUAAAAUGAUGUUUCUUAACAGAUUAGAUGAGUUAACCAACACAACUUACAUUAGUUUACAUUUGCACACCAAGAAAGCCAGGAGCUGUGUAUCUCUACUGUUGUAAAUGUUUUAGAGAAAAGGUGAUGAAUCGUUUUCCAUUUUCUAACCAGGCAUUCAAAUUGUUUGACGCCAUGAGGGCUCCACACAGUCAUGACAAGUUUGUUUCAUUUAAGUUACUAAAACAGUGAGAGGCAGAGGAAUUUGGCAUUUAUUGACUGGAACCUGGGAACUGUAAGCAUUUUGUAUUUAGAAAUAUAUUUCUAAAUGGCUUGUUUUGUACUGAUUUGACAAUUAAACAGCAAAUAAUAA